Messenger RNA from Spirometra erinaceieuropaei, 9424 nucleotides. NCBI's taxonomy places the organism in Eukaryota, Metazoa, Platyhelminthes, Cestoda, Diphyllobothriidea, Diphyllobothriidae. The record is from the annotation of a GenBank genome assembly.
AUGUUUUCCGGCGUUUUAGCCCCAGAUAAUGCUGCAGGAGAUGCCGUUCUCUCUGACCCGUACGUCUUCUCGAUUUCGUUUACAUCUGUCGUUAUUGCUCUGUUUUAUUUCAGUAUUUUUCAUUGAAAAAGCAUAUACGUCUACAUCUGUUUUUCAGUUGCCUGAACUUCACAAUAUGAUGGGAUGCAUAUAUAACGUAAUACAUUUUCUCUGUCCGCGCCGUGGCUUCGUACUGCACUAGAGAACCGAACAGGCAACACAUUUUGUUGGGAUGCGCCUCUCAUUAGUUAAUUUCGGCUAAAAUUAUCUGUCUCCCAUAACUGUGUCAUCUACGCCGGCCGAUUGAAGGAUUUUUUGACAAAGCCUGGAGUUUCACGUUGACGGCCACUAUUAGUUGCAUUAAAGACCACAUUUUAGAAACCGUGGCUGUUCUUUAGACAUGUUAUCUGUCCUGUGAAAAAGUACUGAAAAAUGCUAUUUAUGCCGACAUAAUAUCCUCUAGCAGUUGAAUUCUACUCAGAACAUGACCUUUAGUCGAAAAUCCAAAAGGUUUCAUAUCUUGACUGUCAACAAAUUAUCUUUGUUAAUUGCAUCGUCCAGUAUCCUGUGCCCUCUGAUGGCCACGGAUAUCAUCUCCGAUCAAACUAAUCGUUAUUGUGCUAGCAUUAGUUGUUCCAUGAUGUAUGAAAAUGCUGAUUUUCCAAGAAAGCGAACAUCUUCAUAGUAGCCCACAUUAAAUUUUCCAUGACCUACCAUAUUUUUCCCGAUCUUUCGAAACCUCAUCUGUUACGGGUAAAUGUAGACGUGCAGCCCUUUUUAGACUCAAACAAAUCCCUCGGGAGCGGCCUUCACCCGCGCCGUUGGUGUUUCCGCAGCGUUUGAUAAGCAGAUGGCAAGGAUAUGCCAACGCCUUAGGGCACGGGACGCGCACCCAUAACGCGCUACACUUCGGGAGUGUAAUGGAAGGCCUGGACGCAGGCUCGCGUCUCGUCGCAAUUCCUGCAUCAGAUGGCUGACCGGUUCAGACAAUAACCUGGUUCCUGUGAGGGGGAAGAGAGAACGAGGCCAACUUUGGAGAUUGCUUCCUCGCAGCGCUCAAGGCAUACUCCCCAUUAUAACUAAUCUGAAGCGCUAAAAGUUGUGGCUUGGAAGACCACCAAUAGACAGGAUAGCUCGGUCUUCCUCUCAGGACGGAGAGCUUUGCCCCUUCUGACUGUGGCCUUUAUGCCACUGUCACUCAUUUGGGAUCCGAGCCGCCCUCCCUUGUUUUCAUGAAAACUUUCCCUGUCGUGCGCUAACCAGGCGUGUGUGGCACACGCAGACUGGCUGUCCAGCCUUUUCGGCCCUUGUGCCCUAUGCCGCUUCCAGUGUUCUUGACUCCACCUUUACACCGGACCCAGAUGGGUGAGGGAAGAGGGUGCACUGGAUGCGUCGAAAGUCACCAUCCCUAUGCAUGCCAUGCUGUUGGGCACACGAUGGACAUCUUGGUUCUCGACGGUCGAACUGUCGUGUGUGCGUGCGUGCGUGCCGCAAAGGAGAACGGACACCAUCAGCCAGCCCUACCCAACCCUAGGUUUACAGGACCUGAGAUUCAGACCCCGACUCUGUGAUCAUCGAGCGUUAAGUCCAACAUCGGGCAAUUGCACCAUGGGAAAACGUCCACGAACUAGGUUAAGAGAUAUGCUUUCCCCGUUGCAUUUUAGGGUCUAAUCUGAAGCCUUCGCAGGCAGUCAAAUAUCGACCAGUUAUAUAUACCGGAAGGAAUGUCAACUGGGGUGACCUUAAUAUACAUAAGAACAGACACUCGUUCUCCAUGUCUACCAAUUUGUUUAUGCGACAACAUGUCCAUCUGGUAUACGGAAAAUCGUACUAUGGAGGAAAGUAAAGGGACGACUUAUUGUUCAUUCUUUUGUUUUGUUACCCUGUCCUUUUGGCUAAAAACUUAUAGAGUAUCCAUUGGAAGUAAUUAUUGAAAGGUAGACUAGGAGGUUUCCCUUUAGAUAUGCACUUGUCUCCAGUUUUGCAUAUUAUAUAGAAAUAGGCGACUCUCUUGUUCAACUUCCGCGUUCUAGUUCUAUCUGUGGGACCACAUGUCUUUAGUCACUUCAUAAUGCGUCUGAAGUCAUCUAUCAUCCAUUACAGUGCUGUGUGCCACGGCUUUUACAGUUGUUGCCUUUUAAAAUUUAGCCUUCCAGAAGAACCACCUCCCGAAGAAGUAAGUCCCUGUGCAAUUCCAGUUACUCACUGCAUAAUUGUGAAACUGUCUUAUGUUGGUUCCUACUGCCUCUUCUGGUCAACUUCACCGUUACUCCUUUCCUGCCCUCUUCUUCCCAUACGCCCACUCCACUUCGAUCGUCCUGAUGUCUACCCACUUUUCUAGGAGGACGGUCCCACAGAGAUUGACGGAGAGGUCUUGUCUGCCCCGAAGAGUCAUCGGCGAUUGAGUAAUAGCUCAGCUGCCACGUUCGUCCUUACUCCCGGUACCCGCUCCCCCGUACCCCCGGAGCCGGAGUCCGAACUCACGAUGGAAGAAGAGCUGUCUAGCCUGCGUGCUGAGAAAGAGAGGCUACUCAGUCUCGUUACGGACAUGCAGUACUUUCCUCUCAUUUUGCUGUCCAUUUGGAAUUUCAAUACUGAAAAUUUAGUUUUUAUCGUCGAGUAUACCAUCGAACAGUCAUGUUUAUAGGACCCUUUACUCAGUACUAUACUAGGUUUCACAGAUCCCACCGACACUGAACAGUGGAACAAACUGAAUCCCUCUUACUAUGGUAGUGCACUGUUACUUCUCUGAGGGCUGCCAAUUAUUUCCAAUUCUCCCGUCUUUAACCAUUGGACUUUUUUGAAGCAAAAGUAUGUUUGACAGUACAGCGCUCCUUUUAACCACCUGUAAUGCUAAAAUUUUGAGUCUAUUUGACUGAUGCCGCUCACUCAAUCGGGCGUACAGCGGACGUAAAUUGAUUUAUUACUAUGUAAUUAUUCAGCUCUUCGGUCAGGCUUCAUCCCCACCUAGUUGUAUUUGCACUCUCCGUCUAGGCGUUGUAUUGCUGAGUACGAGCGCAGUCUGCAGGAGUUAGCCAGAGAAAAGACACGAGCUGAAGAGGAGGCCAAAGAAUCGGUCAUCAAUAUCAUCUCCGAACGAGAUCAGGCAAUCGAAGAGAUAUCCACUAUAGAAAAGGCAUUUGGUGACCUUCACCGGCGCUUCGAGAAAUCCAAACAAAUUAUCGAGGGUUUUAAAAAGGUAGAUCCUUCUGUCUUGCCAGGUCUUCGUCUUCUGACUCUUAUUUGAGUCCACCACAGGCCUCAUUUUGGGGCUUCAAUUUGGGCGGUUUGUGUCUAUCCACCACACCCUACCUCUUUUACCUUUCCCAUCACUUUCCUGGAAGUCUACUCAUGGUUCCCUCUAUACUCGUGACGAGUGACAGUUCGACCAUCGUUUUCGAUUAUGUCCACCGUGUGUCCUACAGUUGCAGCAGCAAUGGGAGCAGGGACGGUGACUCACGCAGGGGUUUAUAGUGCCGGUAGUGUCGUGACGAGUAGAGUAGUGACCUCGGGUAUGCGACUUCAAAACAAAGCUUUGAUUUAUUAUUUUAACCCUAAACCCUGUUAAUAUUGCCCUUCCUGAUUAAACCAAUUGUUUUUGGCCUGUUUGCCUAAAAUUAACCUGUCUAUCGCACCACUGUCUCAAAAACGCGAGUUGGUCCUUCACGAAGGUCCUCCUUGCAGGGCAUGGCUACAGGUAAACUGGUUAACCUAGGUAUGCCGCACCUCAGGGCUUUAUUCGUGUCCAGCACACCUUUUGUCUAAUUUCGCAUAUUUUUUAAGGGUGUGUGGAUGUCGGCAUCCCCUCCGUUUCUUGAUUUGCGUCACAAAUAUUCGAAGUGUUCCCGAGCAGGUAGUCCUUACAGAAGUUGCUUGCUAACACCACAACUACGACAUUUCGAUCUUUACGAAUGACUACGUUCUUAGCGUACCCCACGGAGUGGUGGGCGCCGGAUGGUGACUGGUGCCUGAACUAAUUUAUAGUGACUCAUACUUGCACAACAUCUACCGCACUUCCUCUUCUCUCGCUCACCUGUCUCCUCAGGGCAAUGUCAAGACGACCGCAGGCGUGCUCGGACGCAGUGCCUCACAUUACUAAACAGCCCGUAUGCGCUUGCCACACACUCCACCUGAUCCCCACAAAAUGUACCAGCUUUUCAUGAGGACGACUCGGAUCACAUGCUCGAGAGUAUCAUGAAAACCCCAUCAAUAGGGAGCCAUUGAGCCUGACUCUCAGUCCGCAGAAGGACCAAGUUGUCUCGUUAAUUGGCAACUUUCCAAACCACGACUUUUAGCGCGUCGUGAUACAUUCAAGCUUGUCAGCUUUAUUCUUAUAAGGACUGCUCUUGUGUUUGGUGCGUAUGGUUUCCUCUGUGUCGAUAUCACUCUUUCCCCCUUCCGUGUAGGAGUCCGCUGUCCGACCCUGUCAGCCCACUCGACCUUGAAUUGGACGCUUUCAUUGGCGCGGCGUGAAGCCUAUUACGCGUGCCGCAAACCCCCCUCCCCCCCCCCCAAUGUGGGGGCUUAAUUAUAGAGUGCGCUGACCACGCGACCCGAUUACCACGUGCCGUGAGCCAACCCGGCCCUAUGUUAGUCCAGCGCAUCUUGAGUCCAACCCGUUAUUGAGCCCACUACCGCCACCAUUACUAUGUGCGACGUGCCUACCAGUUUGUUAUAUAGGAAUCCAACUGCCACUUUAUUGUAGGAUGUAGGAGGACAUGUAGCAUGAAUGGUUUGUGAAGGCGACGAUACCUAAUUCGGCCAUUACUUUGAACACAACCCCAUGAUUCAUUUUAACAGUGAAGUUUUCCGUUAAAGUGGUCAUUAUCAGAUUGGAUGGAAGGGCAAAUAUUUAGAAUGACCUGGUCCUCUAAUAGUUCAGUCUAGGUCCCGGAAGACGGUCUAUAGACAGUCCACUUCAAUUCUUUCCAACAAGGUUGUCUGAAUUAUUUUUCACUCUUUUAGAAGUAAGACCCCAUCCGUCUAUUUGGCUCUCUUGAAUUGUUUUGCUGCAUCUUACGUCCUUUUCACACAUGUCAUGCCUGGACUUGCACGUCGAGACCUCCCUUUUCUUCAAGUCGUCCACAGUCUGAGUCCCUGGCACCUCUGUGCAUUUUUAGAAUGAGGAAGUCCUGAAAAAGAGUGCCGAGGACUAUCAGACCCAACUACGGAGGCAAGAACAAAAGUAUCAGGCACUGAAGGCUCACGCGGAACAAAAGUUGAUGAAGUAAGUUCUGUCUCCUAUUUACUAAAUCUACUUACUGCCAGUCCUUCCCUCACAAUUGUCCAUUCUCCAGUUCCGCCUCCUGAUUUAUGAAUUGCAUGCAAUUGUUGACUCUCUCUCUCACACCUUGCAUGCUUGCUUUUGUGUGAUGCUCCUCUUCCAGUCAAUGCUGACUAGAAGUAAGUCCUGCGUCCUUAUUCGAUGACGGUCGGCAUCACCCUGUUCUCAUUGUUAUUGGCGGGCUGGACUUAUAACGCGAACUGUGCACCAACUCACCAGUCUGAAGAUGCAUAGCCAUACACCCUAUUGAAAAUCUCGGGUUGUAACUGUCGCAUCCAUAGCCGGUCUGGUCGCCUUUGCGAGAUUUCACUUAAUAUGAGUUAACCGAAUGCAUUGUCCUUGGAAUAUGAUAUGACCUUUUGUCUUAGUUUACCUCUGGGUUUGUGCCCUACACACGCGGUAGUCGUGGGGUCGAAUUUGCUAGCGGUUACUCCUCAUAUGAUUGUACCAUGUUCUUCUAUCCUGUCCGUAUGGCGCCCAGCUGGUAUGUGAGGCACCGCGCACCUUUUUCGAACUCGACGACGGCUAUACACCCGAAUAGUAUUUCGUCACACGGUUGUAUCGGCCUGAUCUUAAAUAUGUAUGUUCGCCAAGUUAUUUAUUUAAUUUGGUGUUGACCCAGGCUCAGUGUAGGGCUGCGUGCCACUCUUCUGGGCUUUAAGGUUUGUGUGUGCCUGCUAUGCCAUGAUUCAGCAAACCGUAGUUCUCGCAACCCGAUAUGUGCUGGCAUUUCUCUGGCACCUGGUUUCCUGCUGGUAGAUGCGCCUGAGCUCCCGCAGGUCGUGUGCAUCGUUGCCCAGUCAUCCUCCGCUUUCUGACCCGUUGUGCUGUUGGUUAAAAAUCCUGGUCAAGUGUUUGCUGUGGACCUGGCGGUGUAGUUGGACGCCUAUGCGCGGGUUCGGUCGUGCUAGCCACCUGCGCCCUCUCCGGGCUUCUCAACUAUGUCUUGACAUCGGGCCCAGGUGUAGAGGAGUAGAGUGUGCGGUAGGUGCCGCGAAAGUCUACUCUCACUUAAAAAUAAUUCACUCGCCAGUCACCGUGCCUCCUUCAUUUUGCUGUGACGCACGCGGUGGACAUCGUCAGUGGCGAUGGUCGAACUGUCUGUCUAGUUCAUUGUCGGACACUUUCGUAGGACUCCAUUUAGUUAUUUAAGGUGUCGGGCACCUGAUGUGCCUCUCGACUCCCGGUGAAUUUUGGCGAACCAUGUUUUUAGUCCUUGGCGGUCGAAUCCUCGGGUCCUCAGUUGGUUCCUUUCGUAGCUCAAUGGCUUCACCAUUGUCCCGCCUCAUUUUCAGAGGACGCUGCACCAUCCAUUCCCCUGAAUUCUUCUAACAUCACCGUCCCACUGUUGACUGUCACUUUUGAGUCACGCUUUCCACUCAUUAAUUUAGGCCUACAUCUGACUGCUCCUCCCGACUUGAGUUUGCUGGUGAUCGGUGUGUGCAGGCCAGUUUGCGCCAUCUCUCUAGGUGGCCAACGAAGAACGUGUCCGAUCCGACAGGGUGUCUGUCCUUCGCAGGUGGUCGUGGGUCACUGUUUAUUCACAGGAGUCUGACAGUGUGUUAGAAGUGUCUACAGUGAAACUCAUGUCCACGUGUUUAAGAGCUUCCAGCCGGAAGAGCCAAUCUUUACAAUCGGUGCACUCACUCAGACAGCCCAACGCGAGUCAGUCAUCCAACCUGAUCAUGUGUACUUCCACUCUACCCAGGUAACAUUCUGUGGGCAGCUGAUGGACUUUCGUGAUGUUGAGCCAUUGUUUUGACGAAUCGACUGUUUCAUGCUGCGUCAUACCGUUGAACUAUUACGCGUCCGAGUCCUUAUUCGGGUCCUACGUCAACGCGAAAAAUAUAGGAAAUUGGAGCUAGGCGAAACGCCAUUAAAUUUUGGGGUCGCAUCUGACGAGUCAAACACCUGCCCAAAACGGCUUAAUUUGUUACGGCACUAUAACAGUUGCCCGUUUCUGUGGUUCCUGUAUAUGUGAAUUGAAAUGCCAUCACACCGAACACUUCUGUUUAGUCUUGCCCUCCUGUGGUGUCAGUUGCACUGCCAUCAUCCCCGCACCGCCACCUUAUCUAUGUCUUGGUACUUUGCAGUCCAUUGUGACCUCCAUUCUCCUAUCCCACUCACACCCCGGCAAAUCGAUCUAUUGAUUCCUUAAAGCAUACACUAAUGUGGCGUCUCCCGCGCCUCUGUCGACGAUAGACUUGUCCAUGUAAUCUAUUUAUCUAUCUUUUUCCCAUGCGCUUCGUUUCAUCUGACAGAAUUUACAGGCAGGAAAUUGACCAACCCACAAAUGAUCUGUCUGUGCCAGUUUACAUCAAAUGUUCCUUUACCCUGAGUUGGUUUUCUUUAGCUUUCUUGUUUUGUACAAUGGUCCCACAAAUGCCUUCUGCCUUCCAGAGUGGCUGAAGAAACAGAGCAGGUCAAGCGCAACACCGAGGGCGAAGUCACUCUUCUCCGGGCAGCUAUCAAGCGUUCAGAGUUGCAAAUCAAGAGCCUAGAAUCACAGUUGGAGCAGAAGGUAAUCAUCGGUGCAGUCCAUUUUUCCAUGUCCUUGCCCAAAACCCAGGCCUAAUCACUGUCCUGUAUUCUAGGCGUGCACAUGCUCCUUUUCAUGCCUCACACCCGCCAGAUACCCUACAAGGCGAGCCCGCCUCUCAGUGUUUGCUUUGUGAGCGCUCCUCUGAGUUGUCUGUGUCCUGGCACAACCUGCCCGCGAAACAACCCGCAUUGCCGUGCACGCCACUUAAGGUUGUGAGCCUGCAUAAGGGAAUCAUGCAUGCCUUUGUGUCUGCAAAAUCCAGAGCUAACCUUUUAUAGGGGGGUUUGAAUGCAACAGGAGGUAUUUGUAACCUCCCAAAUGUUUCUUCCGUGGUCGCACUUUAUUAGGCUCCGUCAGACAUUAGAGACAAAGUACAUUAGCUUACAGUAGGUGGGCUAAAUCAUGAAAUGUCAACCGAAAUUCCGAAAUGCGUUUUCGUUUCGAGAAGAUUAAUUAAUUAGGGUUGCAAAACUAAUCAUCAUGCAGCAUAAUUCUAUAAUAAUUUAGUUACCUAGGGAUGCCGGCUUUCGAACGAACGACUUUUCGGUUGCAUGCAAAAACUAUACUCUGUAAAAAUGACUACUUAAUUAGCAUGCACUUUUCUCAUUGAUUUCUGAUGCCAUUAAAAAUUCAAUUAUAUUUAAUGGAAAGCAUGCAUAAGAAUAUUCGUUCUUUUGCUCAUUCGGUAGAAAAUUACGUCUUCUUCCAAUUUUAUACCCGAAGCUAGGGCAUCAUUCGGUUUUCAAAAACUUUCCUAAUUCCCGAAUAAUUUUGAGCCCGAUCUGUCGUUACACUUUCAUUCAGGGUUUCCAAACUACAAGCCGUAUAUUUUUCGCAUAUGGAAAAUCACACAUUUCCCUACGGUAUUAAGAGAAGACCAUAUGGGGUUCAUAAAAUUUGGCAGUGCAUUUGAGCCAUAUUGUUGACUUUACAAACUACAUUGGUAAAUGCAGAGACGUGAAGUUUUAUGAACUGUCAUUUCACGGUAUUUAAAAAUCUCACAAUUGGAAACUCUUUUAAAACCGAAUUAUAUCCUUCUUGCAUGUAUAAAAUUGGAAGAAGACGCAAUUUCCUGCCGAAUGAGCAAAAGAAUGAAUAUUUCAUGCAUGUUUGCCAUGAAAUAUGAUUGAAUUUUUAAGGGCAUCGAAAUCCAAUAAGGAUGAUGAUUAGUUUUGCAACCCUUCUUAAUUAAUCUUUUCGAAACGAAAACGCAUUUCGGAAUUUCGGCUGGCAUUUCAUGAGUUAGCCCACCUGCCGUGCAUGCUCACUAAGCUGACAAACUAUAUCCACCGACGCCAUUACUUUACUCUUGAACUCGAAAUAAAUUGAAUACCCGAAGUGCUUCUGAAAGUGAACCGCAUUGAUGCAGUAGCCAUCCCCCAACACACGCCAAUUGGCUCUUUCCGAACAGCCUGUCUCUAAGGCAAAUAAGCAGUUUAUUGCGCCAGAUUUGCAUACAUUUGGGUUAUUUUCACUUAUUUCAACUUCAGACUCGCGAGAACAUGGAGUUGACCAAGAUCUGUGAUGAACUCAUCAGCAAAUACAGCGACAAGGCCUGA